Molecule: messenger RNA, 741 nt
Organism: Acanthosepion pharaonis
Lineage: Eukaryota; Metazoa; Mollusca; Cephalopoda; Sepiida; Sepiidae
Source: the annotation of a GenBank genome assembly
AUGAUACACACAGCAACUACACCUCCACCCACAUCCGAAGCCCGCCAUGGUUUUCUCGAGUUGUCUAUUGCUACCUUCGCAGUAUUUGUUGGUUUUCUCUUUUCUUUCUUUCUUUCUUUCUUUCUUUCUUUCUUUCUUUCUUUCUUUCUUUCUUUCUUUCUGAUUGUCUGUCUGUCUUCCUUUCUUUCUUUCUUCUAUGCCUCUUUGUUAUUUUCUUUCUUUCUUUCUUUCUUUCUUUCUUUCUUUCUUUCUCCCACGCCAUUUUAUUUAAUUCUCUCACGCUUUUUUCUUUCUAUCAAUAUUUUUCUUUAUUUGAUUCUUUCCAUCUUUGCUUCUUUCUUAUUUUUUUUAAUUUCAGUUCCGUACAAAAACUUUCUAAUAUAUGUCGUCUUUUCCAUUUGUUAUCUUUGCUGUUGUAAUCCACGAAAAGUCAAUAUUUACCUUGACCGUACAGCUGUCUCCCCAACACCCACCGGAUAUGUUCCAAGACACCCCACACACACACCUGCGGAUGUGUUGCCCAAAUUCCACAAACUUCCGGGUAGUAUCUCGAAUUCAUGCAGUCAGUUUAUUUUCAUUCAGUUCAUGAUCUAUCUAUCUAUCUAUCUAUCUAUCUAUCUAUCUAUCUAUCUAUCUAUCCGAGUCUUUUCAUAUCUAUCUAUCUAUCUAUCUAUCUAUCUAUCUAUCUAUCUAUCCGAGUCUUUUCAUAUCUAUCUAUCUAUCUAUCUAUCUAUCUAUUAA